GCACAAGCCUUGAUUUAUGCUGGGAUGGCAGGGUCCAACUUGGAAAAUAUUCAAGAAAAAAUAAAUGAGUACUUGGAGAGAGUUCAAGCUCUCCAUUCAGCAGUCCAGUCACAGAACACAGACCCUCUGAAGUCAAAACAACAGUUGGACUUGGAGCGCGCUCGCUUCCUAGUUACACAGGCUUUUGAUGAAGACGAUAAAGGCAAUGCGGAGGAAGCUGUAGAGUUGUACACGGAAGCUGUGGAACUCUGUUUGAAAACAGCUACUGAAACGUCAGAAGCAGGCCUCCAGUCCAAACUGAAACAGCUGGCUCGACAAGCCCUGGAUAGAGCAGAGGCGCUAAAGGAAUCUGUGUCAAAGACAUCUCAGAAGGAGAAGUCAAUUGCAGCUAAACCGAAUCAGCCAGUCAGAACAUUCUUUCCGCUGGGACCUGAUUUUUCUUUAAAUGAUAAACCACAGACAAUCAGAGCAGUACAGGCUAGUGAAUCUCAAGGUCAGAGAUACACUGCAGAGGAGAUUGAAGUACUCAGGAAGACUUCAAAGAUUAAUGGCAUUGAAUACGUACCUUUCAUGAGCGUGGAUCUGAGGGAACGUUUUGCCUUCCCUAUGCCGUUUUCUGAUAAAUGUGGGAAGUUACCAUUAUCCCCCAAACAGAGAGCAAUGUUUGCGAAGUGGGUGCGACCAGACGACAUAACAAAUAACCCUACGAUGAUUUAUACUGUAUCAAGUUUCAGCAUAAAGCAGACAGUGGUGUCGGAUUGUUCUUUCGUGGCAUCACUUGCCAUCAGCGCAGCGUAUGAAAGAAGAUACAACAAAAAAUUGAUCACAAGUAUAAUUUACCCUCAGAAUAAGAAAGGAGAACCAGAGUAUAAUCCAUGUGGCAAAUACAUGGUGAAACUUCACAUCAAUGGGGUACCCAGAAAG
Messenger RNA from Eurypyga helias (sunbittern), 924 nucleotides. RefSeq names its product calpain-7-like. The transcript has 8 exons. The annotation marks the transcript as partial. Gene Ontology annotation, biological process: proteolysis. Gene Ontology annotation, molecular function: calcium-dependent cysteine-type endopeptidase activity. The record is from RefSeq and is a predicted model, not a curated record. Lineage: Eukaryota; Metazoa; Chordata; Aves; Eurypygiformes; Eurypygidae.